AUGGCGAUUGAAGAGUACAUUAGGCGCAUUGACGCCAGACGGCUUGUCAAGGGUGUGGGCUUGCUGUUCAUCCUUGCCCUUUAUUCCCCAGUAAUGCAGCUGGUGCUCUCCCCCGUCUAUGGGUCCUUGCCAUCUCAUCUGUUCCAUAACUUCGGCAUCACGCUCUCUGGCGCCGCUGGAUGGUUUUUGAAAGAUCAGAUCCAGAGACGUUUUGGUCGUCUUGCGGCUUUCAUGCUCCCAGUCCUGGCAUUCUGGACCCCGACUGUUCAAUACUUCGUGCUGCAGCAGAGCUCCAAGCUCGGGAAUCCGACCGGGCCCAUCGUCACUCAGAUCUUCGGGUAUUACCCAUUGAUUAUGUUGACUGUGGCUGUUGCUGGAAAGCAGAUCCAAUAUGCCUUGAACCUGCAGUCACAUGGUGAUCUUGUCGUUGAGCAUGUGCCACUCAUCGGCUCUUAUGUUCUCUACUCCUUCGGUGAGCACGUUGCCCGAGCUGUCCUGGCUCGUGCCAUCGGCUUCACAGUUCUCUUCACCAGAGCUGGCUUGCAGUUUUUGAUUGCGGCUGUCUACGCCGUUAUCAUCCCGUCCAAGCUGUUGCUUCUGGCAAUCCCUUCGCUGAUCUUCAGCGUGACCUACGAUGUACACAUUGGAGGCAUUGGCGGCGUGAACUCGGUCCUCCAGAAGGAGGGAUACUCUCUGCUUGCUCGCCAGGAAUCCAACACCGGCUAUAUCUCGGUUCUCGAAAACCACCACGACGGCUUCCGAGUGAUGCGAUGUGACCACAGUCUGCUCGGUGGUCAGUGGACUAAAGUGACCCCGGGUUAUCAUCCCCAAGUCGAAGAUCCAAUCUACGCCGUAUUUGUUAUGCUUGAGGCCGUUCGUCUGGUCAAAAUGGAACAUGGCGAGUCUCGUCUCGAUGCUGGCAGUAAAGCGCUUGUGAUUGGACUUGGAAUUGGCACGACACCGGCUGCUUUCAACAAACACGGCAUUGACACUACCGUCGUUGAAAUUGAUCCUGUUGUGCACAAAUUCGCCACUGAAUACUUCAACUACCCAUCAAACGGCGUCACUGUCAUCGAUGAUGCCACUCGAUUUGUCCAGAAAGCCCAGAAAUCCCCGAACACUCAGUAUGACUACAUUGUCCAUGAUGUUUUCACCGGUGGCGCCGAACCAGCGGAGCUAUUCACCUACGAAUUCCUGCAGAACUUGAAUUCCCUGCUCCGCGACGACGGAGUGAUUGCCAUUAAUUAUGCUGGAGACCUGAAUCUCUACCCUACGGGAUUGAUUGCCCGCACAAUCCAGACCGUUUUCCCAUCAUGCCGCAUCUUCCGUGAACAACUGCCUACCGAUGAGAACGAUACGUCAGACUUUACCAACAUGGUUUUCUUCUGCAAGAAGAGUUCUGCCACGCCCUUGGAGUUCCGUGACCCUGUCUCUGCAGACUUCCUUGGUAGCAGGGCGCGUGAAACCUACCUCAUUCCCACUCACGAGAUCGAUCCAGCCCUCUUCAAGACCAUCCCCGAGCAUGGCAAGCGCAUUCUGGUCGACAAGCAAAUCGGUCUGCUGCAUGGAUUCCUGGACAGGGGCGCUCUGAAGCAUUGGGGAAUUAUGAGACAGGUCAUGCCUGCCGUGGUCUGGGAGACCUGGUAA
Penicillium oxalicum is the source of this 1647-nucleotide messenger RNA. RefSeq names its product spermidine synthase. The transcript is spliced from 3 exons. Gene Ontology annotation, cellular component: cytosol. Bases 1 to 1647 code for a protein of 548 amino acids. Gene Ontology annotation, biological process: spermidine biosynthetic process. Gene Ontology annotation, molecular function: spermidine synthase activity. Lineage: Eukaryota; Fungi; Ascomycota; Eurotiomycetes; Eurotiales; Aspergillaceae. The record is from RefSeq and is a predicted model, not a curated record.